CCUACAUCCGGCAUUAUGUGCUCCGUCAAAACAGGUCCUUCCUUCUUGCGUCCGUCCAUGCUGCGAUCAGCUGAUGUGCUGCUUCUGCCUGUCACACAGUCGUGAUACAGUUUCUCCAAACUUUCCAAGAACAUAGCUCGACAUGACGAAAGAGGCAGUCCAGGGGGCGACGGAGGAGGAGCAGCAGGCUCAGUCAAAGAAAGCCCUGAAGAAACAGCAAAAGGAAGCAGAGAAAGCUGCAAAGAAGGCCGAGAAACAGGCCAAGCUGACUGCUGAACAACAAACCACAGAGGAAGAUGACUUUGCCAAGGAUCGAUACGGUGUGUCAGCUAUGGUCCAGUCCCAACAAAAACUGGACAGGGAAUUGGUGCGAGUCCAAGACCUUACUCCUGAGAAGGCUGACCAGCUGAUCUGGCUGCGUGCCCGAGUCCACACCAGCCGAGCAAAAGGGAAGCAAUGCUUCUUGGUCUUGCGUCAGCAGCAGUUCAACGUUCAGGCACUGGUCGCAGUGGGAGAUCGUGCCAGCAAGCAGAUGGUCAAGUUUGCCGCAAACAUCACCAAGGAGAGCAUCAUAGACGUGGAGGCGUCAGUGAGGAAAGUGGAGCAGAAGAUCGAAAGCUGUUCCCAGCAGGACGUUGAGCUCCAUGUUGAGAGGAUUUUUGUCAUCAGUCAGGCAGAGCCUCGUCUCCCCCUGCAGCUGGAGGAUGCUGUCAGGCCUGAUGGAGAGGGAGAAGAGGAAGGCAGAGCCACAGUUAACCAGGACACAAAGCUGGACAACAGGGUGAUUGAUCUCAGGACGACCACCAGCCAGGCCAUCUUUCGCCUGCAGUCAGGAGUGUGCCAACUCUUCAGAGACACGCUCACACAGAAGGGCUUUGUGGAGAUCCAGACUCCUAAAAUAAUAUCAGCUGCCAGCGAAGGGGGAGCAAAUGUCUUCACGGUGUCUUACUUUAAAACCAGCGCCUACCUGGCCCAGUCUCCCCAGCUCUACAAGCAGAUGUGCAUCUGUGCUGACUUUGACAAGGUCUUCUGUGUGGGUCCAGUUUUCAGGGCAGAGGACUCCAACACCCACCGUCACCUGACUGAGUUUGUGGGUCUGGAUAUUGAGAUGGCCUUCAACUACCAUUACCACGAGGUGAUUGACUCCAUCACUGACACCAUGGUGCAAAUCUUCAAGGGCCUGAGAGACAACUUCCAGACAGAGAUUCAGACGGUGAACAAGCAGUUUCCAAGUGAGCCCUUCAAAUUCCUCGAGCCCACUCUGAGGCUGGAGUACACUGAGGGCGUGGCCAUGCUGCGUGAGGCUGGUGUGGAGAUGGGUGACGAGGACGACCUCAGUACGCCCAAUGAAAAGCUGCUUGGCCGUCUUGUCAAGGAAAAGUAUGAUACUGACUUCUAUGUGCUGGAUAAGUACCCACUGGCUGUUAGGCCCUUUUACACCAUGCCUGAUCCAAACAACGCUAAAUACUCCAAUUCCUACGACAUGUUUAUGAGGGGAGAGGAGAUCCUGUCUGGAGCUCAGAGAAUCCACGAUGCUCAGCUGCUGACUGAAAGGGCCACCCAUCACCAGAUUGAUCUGGAGAAGAUCAAGUCAUACAUCGACUCCUUCCGCUUUGGAGCUCCCCCACAUGGCGGCGGAGGCAUUGGCCUGGAGAGAGUCUGCAUGCUGUACCUGGGCCUCCACAACGUGCGUCAGACCUCCAUGUUUCCACGUGACCCUAAGCGUCUGACGCCUUGAACCCUCCACUGCUAGACUAAUACAUACAGAUGCUGGUGAUGGGAAACAAUACUAAUCCACAGUCAAGACAAGGAGAGAAUAUAGGAGCUAGUGCCACCCUCUGACUCUAACGUGCCACUGUAAUUAACUGUCAGGAUAGAGGAAAAAGCAGUUGUAACAGUAGGGUGAACUUUAUUGAUUGGUGUGCACAGUUUUCUAACAACAACGAGUACCAGACACAUUAAAGAGAGAAGGGAAGGGGCCGGUCAUUAACACAAGUUACAGCAAGGCUGCACACAAGUAAUUCAUCUUUUAAUUAACUCAAGUGUUUGUCUAAGUUUUUUUCUAUGGAGAGGUUAAAAAAAUUAAAACAGAUGUUAGUCCAUUCUACUACCAGCACAGACGUCGGACUAAUGAUUGUGGUGUCCAACUACAGGUGUUUUGUAAGUAGUUACAAGAAUUAAACAUCAACAGUAAUGGAAAAUAAAAGCUCUUAUACUAUCAA
Acanthochromis polyacanthus (spiny chromis) is the source of this 2222-nucleotide messenger RNA. RefSeq names its product aspartyl-tRNA synthetase 1 (gene dars1). NCBI's taxonomy places the organism in Eukaryota, Metazoa, Chordata, Actinopteri, Pomacentridae. The record is from RefSeq and is a predicted model, not a curated record. Gene Ontology annotation, cellular component: cytosol; aminoacyl-tRNA synthetase multienzyme complex; cytoplasm. Gene Ontology annotation, biological process: aspartyl-tRNA aminoacylation. Bases 143 to 1738 code for a protein of 531 amino acids. Gene Ontology annotation, molecular function: aspartate-tRNA ligase activity; ATP binding; RNA binding. The transcript is spliced from 18 exons.